Sorghum bicolor (sorghum) is the source of this 1531-nucleotide messenger RNA. Its product is annotated as translation initiation factor IF-2. Lineage: Eukaryota; Viridiplantae; Streptophyta; Magnoliopsida; Poales; Poaceae. The transcript is spliced from 2 exons. The coding region runs from base 139 to 1209 and encodes 356 amino acids. The record is from RefSeq and is a predicted model, not a curated record. Gene Ontology annotation, molecular function: calmodulin binding.
CCCCUCCCUGCACGCCUGGCCUGGGCUGGCCGCCGCCGCCCGUCCACCGUCCUCCGCCGCGCCGCCGCCAAGCCUGGGCCGUCUGCGAGGGCUUCAGAUGGCCCUCUGAUCCUCGUCUUCUUCACCUCGAUCUCCACCAUGAAGGUCAAUACCAAGGUCAAGCUGGAGCCCCCAAAGCAGGCCAUGGCGCCGUCGCGGUCCCUGCCGCGGAGCGCCAGCGAGCUCGCCGACCCGCCGUCGCCGUUCAGCUCCAACCCGGCGCACCAGCCGGUGACCGUGCCCAACACGCCCGGGCUGUCGUCGUGCUCGUCGUUCGGCCGCAUGCUGUCGUCCCCGCCCAACGACAAGCAGCAGCAGCAGCAGCAGGGCAAGCCCAAGCCGACGGCGGCGGCGGCCGCCGCCGCGUACUACGCGUCGCUGUGGUCGCCCAGGCGCCUCAUGCAGCGCGCCGCCCGCGCGUUCCGACGCAGCAGGUCGCGCGGCCGCGUCAGGACGGUCAAGGACCUCGCCGAGGAACGGGCCUCGGUGCUCGCCUCCAGCAGCUGCAAGGUCUCCGACGCGGCGGCGGGGCUGCCGCCUGCAUGUGCCGAGGUCGCCUGCGGCAACGGUGCUCGCGGCUGCGCCGUGGGCAGCGUGAAGGAUGAGCCGCAGCAGCAGCAGCAGCGCCACGACGAUUACCACCACGAGAUCGUGCCUGAGAAGAUCAUACGCGAGGACUCGCCGCCGCCUGCGCCGGUCGUUUCUGAAUGGAAGGAGACCGCCGCCGCCGCAACCACGGAAGACGAGGAGGUGGAGACCCCCAAGAAAGGAGCGGCGCCUGCACCGGAACCGGUGCCGGAGCCCGUCGUCGUCGUCGUCGCCGCCGCUGCAGCCGAGGACGACGUGGUGGCGGACAAGUUCGUGACGGUGGUGAAGGAGGCGAUCAAGAAGCACGAGGCGGACGAGAAGAAGGAGGCGAUGCGGAGGUUCCAGGGCAGCCGGGUGAAGACGGCGAUGGAGGCGCGGCCGGAGUCGGAGCAGCCGCGUCGCCGGGAGGUGGUGCGGAGCAACGACGUCAUUGAGGAGGCGCGCACCAAGCUGCUGGAGAAGCGCCAGUGCAGCAGGGUCAAGGCGCUCGUCGGCGCCUUCGAGACCGUCAUGGACACCAAGAAGGACGCCGCCGUCGUCGCCGCCGGCAAGCCGCUGCACCAGUUCCGGAAGUCGGCCUAAAACCACCAUGCAAGCUAGCCACCGCGACGGCGACGUCCGCAUGCAUCAUAUCGAUCCUCCACCACGCUUCGUGUCGAUCUUCGCCUUAAUUAUUAAUUACUAUUAUAAAAUCCUGGCCAGCCCGUCGCCGCAUGCAUGCACGGCGCUAAUUAAUCCCUAUUUACUACUAAUUAACUCCGGUUAAUUCGUGGCAAACCAUGUAUAUAGCGUCAUGGCGUUCUCCAUCUACACAGGAGGAGGGAAAAUGGGGGGAGACCGAUGUUGCCUUCUGCAGAAAUUCUUCUUAUAUAAUUAUAUAAUUCAUCGGUUUUAUUCCUCCCUA